This is a messenger RNA of Quercus lobata, 1210 nucleotides long. RefSeq names its product protein PYRICULARIA ORYZAE RESISTANCE 21-like. The transcript is spliced from 3 exons. Gene Ontology annotation, molecular function: metal ion binding. Lineage: Eukaryota; Viridiplantae; Streptophyta; Magnoliopsida; Fagales; Fagaceae. The coding region runs from base 108 to 956 and encodes 282 amino acids. The record is from RefSeq and is a predicted model, not a curated record.
ACAAAUAAAUGGCAACCUAUUGAUUCUUCAUUCACUCAGGACAAUCUCCAUCCCAUACAAUACAAAGCUUACUCCUCUGGAUUUCUCUCUUCCCUUUCCACUGCCUCAUGGUUCCAGAGUUAGAGAAACCUCGGGUCACAGAGAUACAGGUCCGUAUGGACUGUAACGGGUGUGUACAGAAGAUUAAGAAAGCACUAAAUGGCAUUAAUGGUAUAUAUGAUCUCAAUAUUGACUUCCCUCAACAAAAACUGACAAUAAUAGGGUGGGCAGAUCCAGAAAAGAUUGUCAAAGCAAUUAAGAAGACAAGGAAAAUUGCCACCAUAUGUUCUCACACCGAACCGACAGAGCCACCUGCUCCACCAACAGAACAAACACCUGAAGGUGCUGGACCGCCCACUGAUGCAGCAAAGCCUCCACCACCAGAUGCUCCAACAUGCGGACCAUCAGAACCACCAAAAGAGCCACCACCGCCACCUGAAAAUCCACAGCCAGACACUCCACCACCACCACCACCACCCCCCAUGGCUCCAGAAAGUAGCACAGGCCAGCCAUCACAGAACCCUUCAGUACUAAAAGAUGUAGGACAGGUUCAUGUCAUACACCACCAUCAACCUGACUAUGGCUAUGGCUACCGAUAUGGUUAUGAUCACAGUUAUGGUGGCCAUUGGCAAAAGUACCAUAAUGGACAAGGAUCACCACAUGAACCACCACCACCACCACCCGUCCAAGGAUUGCCACAAGAACCCCCACCACCACCCGUCUAUGUCACACACAGCUACAACACAUACAAGCCAUCACCUUAUGUCACUGAAUAUGAGUAUGUCCGGUCACCACCACAACAAUUACAUUACAGUAGGAUGGACUACAGUGAGGACUAUCACAACAGCAAUAAUGGCAAUGGAAAUAUCACAUCAAUGUUUAGUGAUGAAAAUCCAAAUGCUUGUAGGAUAAUGUAGAAGACAUAAAGGCCUGUAUGAAAGGGAGGCUCUUUCUUUUGCCUCCAAGAGAGACUUUGGCAAGAAAGUUAAUGGGAAUUAUUAGUAAAAUAAUUAAAUUUGGUGGAACAGUAAUAUUUUCUAAUAAGCAUGUGAGAAUAUUAGGAAAGAAUGAGAUUCUAAGCUUGUAAGUGCAGGAAGCAUCAUUCCUGGAUUCCCCUUAUGAGAAGGUUAGUACAUACUGCCUCGUAAUCGCAAAUUUUCAACGAAUCUGG